Molecule: messenger RNA, 2805 nt
Organism: Camellia sinensis
Lineage: Eukaryota; Viridiplantae; Streptophyta; Magnoliopsida; Ericales; Theaceae
Molecular function (GO): protein dimerization activity
Source: RefSeq, a predicted model, not a curated record
AAGAAAAGAAAAAGAAAUAGACAGCUGCGAGGGCGAUACUCAUAUAUCCAACGAUCAAGCCCUAGCCACGAGAGUGAGAGAAGAGGAAGAGGUCGGUGGAAGCUCCGCCGAAAACUAAGUUGAAGGUUCCUUCUCAAUCUUUAUUUUCUUCGGCUUUCUUCUUCUUCCUCUGUCUUCUUCUCUCAGCCCACUCCCAGUGUAAAAUUCAAGAAAAACGCCAUACUUCCUUAAAAUUCAAACUCCAUUUACGUGCUGUGCUUGCAGGCCUUACUGCAAUUUAUGCGAUGUGGAUUGAUAAGCAAGAGGAUGUAUUGUGAUAUUACUCAUGUAGUAGUCAAUAGUUGCAGCAACAUUAAAACAAGGGAGUGAAAAGAAGUUGAACAGUCAGUGGUGUAACAUAUUUUCUCUCUUGAUUAUUAUUAUCAUCAAUUUGAGGGCUGUUAUAUCCGGUUAAUCAAGAAAAUGGCUGUAAAUGAAGUUGCUAUAAAUAUUCAUGAUCAUGGUACAGCUCUUGAUGACCAUAAGAGGAGAAUCGAAUGCAAUUAUUGUGGUAAAGUAGUAAGUGGAUUCAGCCGCCUUAAAUGCCACUUAGGAGGCAUAAGGGGAGAUGUAGUUCCUUGUGAAAAAGUUCCCACAAACGUGAAGGACCUAAUGAGAGACAAGUUGCUUGAAAAGAAAAAGGGAAAUUUGAGCAAGGAAGUUGGGGAGCUGUACCAUCCAAAUCUUCCUUGGAAGAGAAAUUGGUGCCCUGACUCCAAUGCCAUCAAGGAUGGUAAGCUGGACAUGAAUCAAGCUGCUGGAUCUGGAAGCAAAAAGCGUGUGAAAGUGAACUCUAUAUCAGAAAACAGCAUGACGGAAGUGUGUUCUUUUCCCAAACGUUCACAAGCAGCUCCCAGUGCCUUGGAAGAUUUAUCAUCACAGCAAGCUGAGAGAUGCAUUGGUAGAUUCUUUUAUGAAACGGGCAUUGAUUUCAGUGCUGCAAAAUCUCCUAGCUUCCAGAGAAUGAUAAGUGCCACCAUUGGUUCUGGUCAGAUUGGGGUUAGGAUCCCCAGUUGUCAGGAGUUGAAAGGGUGGAUCCUUUGGGAUGAGGUGAAAGAGAUGCAACAGUAUAUCAAGGAAAUUAGAAAUUCAUGGGCAAGCACAGGGUGCAGCAUGUUGUUGGAUGGAUGGAUUGAUGGAAACGGACGGAACCUGAUAAACAUUCUAGUGCAUUGCCCACAAGGACCAAUUUAUCUCAGGUCAUUGGAUAUUUCAGCUGCUCUUGGAAACAUCAAUGCUUUGCAGUUGUUGUUUGAUGAAGUUAUUGAUGAGAUUGGGGCUGAAAAUUUGGUUCAAAUUGUCACAUAUUCUACAUCAGCCUGUAUGGAAGCUGUGGGCAAGCAAUUAAUGGAGAAGCACAGGACAUUUUUUUGGACAGUCAGUGCAUCUCAUUGCUUAGAACUCAUGUUAGAGAAAAUAGGUAUGAUGGAUCUCAUUAAAGGGAUACUGGAGAAGGCCAAAUCUAUUACAAAAUUCAUUUACAGUCGUGCCACAGUUCUGAAGCUUAUGAGAAAAUAUACUAAUGGCUGUGACCUAGUUAAGCCCUCCAAGAUUAGGUCAGCCAUGCCUUUCUUGACUUUAGAGAAUAUUGUGUCAGAAGAGGAGAACUUAAAGAGAAUGUUUUUUUCAUCUGAGUGGAGCACUUCAAUCUGGGCUUCUAGCAGGGAGGGGUUAAGAAUAGCUGAUUUGGUGUGUGAUUGCUCUUUCUGGAUGGAGGCUACAGUAGUUUUGAAGGCAACUAUUCCGCUGGUCCGUGUCUUGUGUUUGAUUAGUGAGAGUGAUAAACCACAACUUGGUUAUAUAUACGAAACUAUUGAUCAGGCUAAGGAAACAAUUAAGGAGGAAUUUAAGAACAAGAAGGCCCAGUACAUGCCUUUUUGGAGAGCUAUUGAUGAGAUUUGGAACAAUCAUCUUCAUAGUCCUCUCCAUUCUGCUGGUUAUUUUCUGAACCCGAGUCUUUUUUAUUCAAGUGAUUUCUUCACUGAUGCAGAGGUUGCCAGUGGUCUAUUGUGCUGUAUUGUUCGCAUGGUAGAAGGUAAGCACCUUCAAGAUUUGGUCUCAUUACAGGUUGAUGAAUAUCGAGCAGCUAAGGGUUCUUUUGGUCAAGGAAGUGCUGAUCGACAAUCAAGUAAUUCUCCAGCCCUUUGGUGGUCCUAUUAUGGAGGACAAUGUCCUGAGUUGCAGAGACUCGCAAUUCGAAUUCUAAGCCAGACAUGUGAUGGCGCGUCAAAAUAUCAACUCAAGAAGAGUGUGGCUGAGAAGCUUCUCACAAAGGGAAGGAAUCAUAUAGAGCAAAAACGGUUGAAUGAUUUGACGUUUGUGCAUUAUAAUCUGCAGCUGCGAAAUUUUGAGUCACGUGUAAGCAGUGACAGUUUAGUUGAAGAGAUUGAUCCAAUGAAUGAUUGGAUAGUGGAUGAAGCACAAGAGGUAGUUCUGCAAAAUUGCGAGCCAACAUGGAUCGAAUUGGAUUGUGUUGAUAAAAUCACUUCAACCACGACCACAAGAGGAGUCAAUAUUAGGGAAGGAUCUCCAAGUUUUCAUCCAAAGGAAGAGCCCAGCUAAGUUAAGAUCUUAGAGAAAGAAAGCGGAGAAAAGAAAAGAGUAGGAUAUGGCAAUCAUUUUAUAUAUAGGAAGCAUGAACUUUUGUCUUGUAUGUUGUGCUAUUCUCUUCUUUGUGGAAUUUUAAGGAUAAUUAUUUGCAGUUGAGCUUACAGAAGACCCGUGUAGACGAAAAAAAAUUGUAAAAUAAGUGUGUUAUUUACUGCA